AUGCUGCAAAGCAAGCUAGACCCGUGGAAAAAUUACCACUCCGAAAGCCUUAACUCAAAGGAUUCUGGCUCGAAGGUCCAGGCCGCUGGUUCCGGCACCCCGGCCCAGGCUCCACGGCAUGCGCAGGCAGCUGGCAGCAAGGCUCCAACUCGUGGGGGUGCUGGCGGGGUCGCAACCUCCGCCACGCCUGGCCUGAAGCCGAGCCUGAAGGCAGGGAUACCUCGCACAGUGCGUGCCACCGGACGCCCAGCUGACAUCGAGCCUCUUGCAGUGCACUCCCCGGUCCUUCCCAGCCGCACAUCUAAAGGUGCUGCUACUUCUGGAAGUGGUGGUGGCGGUGCUUCAUUGCCAGCGCAGUCCCAGCGAUCCCCGAGCCCCGAUCUCAUGCCACGGCGGUCGGCCAAGUCCAGCGCGAGCUCAAUCUCCCCUGCGAGCUCAGUGCCGGCGCUGCCAAAGCUGUCCUCUACGGCCAGCGGCGCUGCUGCCUCCAGUGCACCUUCACCCCGUACCGCCGCUGUCGCCAGCCGCGGCAGUGGCAGUCGCCUCAGCGGUGGCGGCUCCCGCUCGUCCGCCGCACUGUCCAGCACCUUGUCGGCAACCGGGCCCUCCCCCAUCGCCACCGUCACCGUCACCGCCACAGGCACGACGACCAUCACCGCCAAGGGUAGCACACCUCGCGGGGCCGCCACUGCAGCAGCCGGCGGGGCCGCUGCCUCCGCCGAGACCGCCGUACAGCGUCCGGCAGCUCUCAACACGCUUCAGGCGCUUCGGGAGGAAGCCGCUGGACUCCUCAGCGCCGCGGGAAUAGCCACUGCCACCGCUGUUGAUCGGGCUGGCGGCAGCGCACCCGCCCUGACCGGCGGCAACGGCCAGGGCCCCAACGGCAGUCGCGGCUCUCGUGGCAAUAUGCCGUUCAUGCCCAUGUUCAUGUUGCCCGGCAUCGGCGGCAGCGGCAGUCAGCCCGGCAGUCCGCUGCGCGGCCUCCUCAACUCCAACGGCAAGCCCAACCGCAGCCCCGGCAAGGGCCGCCCGCGGCGUCCCAAGCGCGCCCCUGGUAGCCAGCAGCAGGGCAGCGCCCGGCUCAACCUCAGCAGCCGGACCGGCCGCCGCAUCCCUGAUCCCAGCGGGUCCUUCGAGGUGAUCACCACAGCCCCUGGAGUCAUCGGCGAGGUGCGGUUCAGCCCGGAGGUGUGGUGCAUGGAUCUGUGGCAGCUUCUGGAAGGAGGCUGCGACCAGCAGAGGGUGUGGACCUUUGGCACACCAGCUAUUAGCAACGCCGCAGCGGCGGCGGCGCAGAUCCUGGCGGCGACAGGCGGCGUGCAGGCGGGUGCCGCUGGCGGCGGCAUCGGUGGCACCCGUGGCUCCGCCUCCGGCGAGGCCGGCGGCCGGCGGUCUAGCUCCCCUGGAGCGGCUAUCGGCGGCGGAAGCAACGUGACGGACGGGUACACCAGCCCGCAGCCGCUGGCGCUGCUGAACGGCGUGGUCUUCCGCGCUGUGGCUGCAGGCUCUCACCAUGCUGUCGCCAUUUCCUCGGAGGGCUUCCUUUACCUGUGGGGCUCCGACUCCCGCGGCCAGCUGGGUCGCGGAUGGCCCUCCGCCCAGCACGUCGCCAGCUACAGCCUGCCGCGGGAGGUGCAGCCGCCCAUUGAGGCAUCGCUGGAGGAUCUUCAGGCCGCACUGCCUGUGAGCCUGGUGCAGGGAAUCAUUGCGUCAAACACACCGCGGCAGAGCUCCCGUCGGCUGAUGCUGCUGGACGAUGGCGACGGUGACGGCAACGCUGGCGGUGGGGGCGAAAGUGGGGCUGGUGGCGGUGGGGGCAACGCCACAGCCACCGCCACCGCCGCCGUCGGCCGAGGGGAAGGAGGAAAGGGAGUGGGAGGAGCGGGUUCGAGGGUGGGCAGUAGCGGUCCUGCGGGGCCGAUCAACUUGUUUCCCAUGCCGGGGGUGCACUCGCCGGGGAGCGGUUGCGGCGGCAUCGGCGGCGUCAGCUCGCGGUCACGGCUGCCCUCCGCCGCGUCGUCGUACUCGUCGUCGUUCCGUGGAGGUGCGGACAGCCGGGUGCUGGCAGCGGCGGCGUCAUCCGUGACCUCCGGCCUAGCGGUGCCGGGCGCCGCGACGGCGGCCAUCAUGGCUGCGGCGGCGGCAGCCGUCGCUGCCGAAAGCGGCGCAGCCGCCACCAGCACCCCCGCCACCGGCACCGUCGCCAUCGACCCCGACGGCGAGUUCGACGAGCUGGACAGCCCGGUUGGAGGCGGACAGCGGUUCACGAGCCCUGGCGAGAUGCCGCAGCAGCUGCAGGUGUACCGGCUGAAGAUCGGUGUGACGGUGCGGGCCGUGGCAUGCGGGGCUCUGCACACGCUGGUGGCGCUGGAGGGCGGCGGGGUGAUGGGCUGGGGCGACAACGCGUCGGGCCAGGCCACCGGCCGUCCGGGCUCACCGGCUGUGCGGAUAAGCACGCCCACCCGCAUCCCCGACUUCGAGCAGCUGGAGGUGGUGUGCAUAUCGGCAGGUCUACUCCACAGCGCCGCAGUCACCUCCACCGGCUCCGUGUGGUGCUGGGGCAGCAAUCGCCACGGCAGGCUGGGUAUCGGUGCCGCCACGGCCACCUCCCUGUUGGACCACCCCGCCUUCGCCGCCGCCUUCCAGGCCAAACCCCCGGGUCGCACAUACCACCACCCCGACCGCGACCCGCUACCCAACACCGCUGCCAUGCUCGCCCACGCCCACCACAGCCCUGAUGGCCUUCACGACGACGUCAAACAGGGCCUCACCUUCCCACCCACGCCCGCCAAGCUCCACCCCGGCGUCACCGCGCUCGCUGUGGCCUGCGGGUACCGGCACACGCUAGCCGUGGACGCCGAGGGCGGCGUGUGGGCCUGGGGCAGCAACGCAACGCAGACGCUGGGUGUGCCGGACUUUGUGGACCGCGCGGCGCCGGUCCGUGUGCCUGGGCUGCCGCCGUGCAGCUUCGUGGCUGCGGCGACUGUGUCCGCUGCGCUGUGUGGUGAGGGGCAGCUGUACCUGUGGGGCAGUGACUCCUACCUGAACCCGUGGGUGCACCGUAACCGUGUGGGGGGCCCGCAGGGCACCGCCAUGACGCCCAGGAGCGCAUCCCUGCCGCUCAUACACAGGGUUCGCUGGCUGGGUGCUUCCCGGUUCCGUUCCGUGUCCCUGGGGGCUCGCCAUGCAGUGGCGGUGUCCAGCUACUCCAACAUGUACUGGUGGGGGGAUGAGGAUAUGCUGCCCACGUCCAUGCAGUACGGCUCGUCAAGCUACUACAGCGGCUCAUCCUCACUGCCCAACCGCCUCAGCGCCUUUCGCGUCUUCAACUACCGACCCAUGGGUCGUUUCUCCGAAGCCGGCGGAACUAACAACGGCGGCCUCGACAGCGCUCCCGUCAGCUUCAGCGGCGGCCUGGGGCCGACGGCGGCAGCGUCGGGGUCGCCGCCGGGGCUGUCACACUGCGGCAGUAGCUUGAUGGCGUACCUGGGCAUUAGCAGCGCUGCCGGACGCGAUGAUAAUGACAAGUACGGCAUUGUCGUACGCCUGUGUGUGUUCAACGGCCGCGUCUACAUGUCCAUUGCUCCGCGGCGGCCAACGCAACUGGUGCUGGGCAGCGCUGGCGGCAGCAUGUCGUUCACGAGUCGGCCGACGUCGGUGCUGGGCGCGCGGCUGACGGAAGGCGGAGUCGCUGCCGCGGCUGCGGCAGCAGCGAUGCCCGGUAUCGCCUCCGUCGCCGGCGGCGGCGUCCGCGGCGGCAGCGCGGACGCCGGCAGCAUGACCACGGGUUCAGUUGUCGGGAAUUCUCCGAUUGUCAACGGUGACGAGCAGCCUGUGCUGAACUCUUUCCUUGGAAGCAGCUUCACUCGUUCGUGGCACCACACGACUCUCGAGGAGACCCGCAAUGCGAUGAUGCUGAUGUUGCGGCAGUACGCCCGGCACUGGCAUGCCGUACGGCGGGCUGCGCAGGCGCGAUUGGUUGGGGGAUCACCCGCCCGGGUGCGAGCCAGGUCACCGGAUAGGCGGCCCUCCAGUGGUCGCAGCACGCGCAGCAUGUACGGCAUGAACCGCGUCCAUAUUGCGUCGCUCCAGGAAGCGUACAGGGACCCCUUUCCGUACAUUGAGCUGGACGAGCCACCUGCCGACGCCCGUGACGAGCUGUGCACGUUGGAUAUGCUGCUGGUCUUCUGCAGGCAAGCCGGCCUCAUCGACAACAUCAGCGAGUACAAUGACGUCAUCGAGCUCUACCGGAGGGCCGGCCUGGGUCUGGGUCUGGGUCUGGGUCUGGGUCUGGGUCUGGGUCUGGGUCUGGGUCUGGGUCUGGGUCUGGGUCUGGGUCUGGGUCUGGGUCUGGGUCUGGGUCUGGGUCUGGGUCUGGGUCUGGGUCUGGGUCUGGGUCUGGGUCUGGGUCUGGGUCUGGGUCUGGCCCCCUGCCUGCCCUUGCGUCCAGGGGACUUCUCCAACAACCCAACCGGCCCCAUCAAUAUGCUUGCCGUACGCCUCCACCCCCCGGUUCCGGAGCCCUCCGUCUCCGGUGCCCGAGCUUCCCCCCGCGCCGCGGACUCCGACGGCCGCCCCAGCGGUCGUGUCGGGUUCGGCGGCUCCUUCACCACCUGCAGCCCCAGCGCCGCCAACAGCUUCUCCCGACCCGAGCCGCCGCAGCUCUUGGGGCCGUCCAGGCUGGGUGGGGGCAGUGGCGGCGUCGCUGCCUUUGCUAGCCGGGUGCUUGGUACCCCCAUAGGUGUGGGGGGCUCGCAACCCACCACGCCGCUGACGUGCAGUGCUAAUGGCGGCGGCGGCGGCGGUGCCGGGGGCGGGAGCGGAGUUGCUGGUGGCGGCGGCGGCGGCGUUGGUUCUCUUGGGCGGGGUCGGGACUCAUUGUUGGGUAUGGUGCAGGAGGAGAGCACGGGGAGUGUCGGUGGGGGGGGAUCGCGGCUGGGGACACCCGGCACACCGCCCAGUCUCCGGGUUGUGGAUGUACGGGCAUACAUGCCCCGUACGGACAAGGACGACUUGUCAGGACCCGACGAGCGGCUCCAGGACGCCGAUGUGGUGGACCUGCUGAUGGGGCUUAUGCAGAACCGGCAGCAGCUGGCCCUACACUACUUCACCAAGCUCAAGAAGACGUGUGCGACCCCACUGCCCUGGGUGCUGGGACAGGUGAUCCGCACCGAGAUGCUCCGGGCCCUGGACAGCGGCCCCAACAGCCUCACCCUGCACCAGGCGUACAUCUUCCUGACCUCGGAGCACUCGGCGCCGCAGGACCUGCACCUGUCCAUGCAGGACAUGCGUCUGGGUCUGGCCCAGUUGGAGCAGCCCUUCACCGUGCCCCUCCUGAGACUGGCCCAGUUCAUCAGGCAGUCGGGGCUGCUGCCCAGACUGAUGAGCAGGAUCAUCACGCACCUGCACAGGGUCGCCGAGUUCUAUCUGGACCGCCUUGCAGUGGUGGACCAGGUGCCCUGGUGGUGGCCGGUGGAGGUGCUCCACGCGCGGAGGGCGGCGGUGAACAGCACCGCGGUGUCUAGCUCGCUGUACCAGAGGUCAGAUGUAUUCGCCAUGUGGCAGCAACCCGACGCAUGCAACCUGCUGGGGCUGGAAACGAUUGCAGGCGUGGUGUACGACUUUGACAUUCUGGGCGUGUACUAUGGUACGACACGCAAGGCCCUCCGAAACCAGCUGACAAGUGAGGAGCAACUGGCGCUGGAGCACGCAAAGCGCGACCGCCUCCUGGCCUACGUGCUGGCCUUCGUCAUCGGGCAGUACCUGGUUCCUCUGGACCGACCCUGGGACAUGCGGCCCGAGAACGUGCUGUCCUCGCCCGUGUCGUACCCGCAAUUCGUUGAGAUCCUGGCGGCGUGUCUGUCCAUCAAGGCCGCCACUCAGACCCCCACCGGUGCCGUACUGAGCAGUGUGCAGCUGCUGCCCACCCUGGGCGACACCCUGCAGCACCUGCCCGCCAUGUUGGAGGCGGUGGGACUGUGGCGGGAGAAGAUCCUCUACCCGUGGAAGUUCAACAGAGUAAAACACAACGACGUCGAGCUGCAGAGACAGGUUGACCGGGCCUUCAGCCUGUACUGCACCAUCGACCCCCUGGCCCAGACCCUGGGCAUCAACAUCUACCAGUUCACCCAGCUCAUACGGGAUACCGAUAUGGCGGACAAGACGUUGACCAUGGAGCGCAUCCAGCUGGUGUUCGCGGCUGUGGCCAUGGUGCGAGUGCGCAGUGUCCCCGCCCUACGUAGCCGGGUGAUCAGCAAGGGCCCGGAUGACAACCUGGAGUGGACGGGGCUCACUGCGGCCCAGAUCAUACGGCUGUCCACUUCGCAAUUCGCUUACACGGUGGCCCAGCACAAGCUGGAGGAGCACCUCACAUUGAGGGAGAAGGCCAUGGCCGCAUGGAAGCCAAGGCAGCUAGGCGGGGCGGGCGCAGGGCCCGGCGGAGGUGGUUCCGGAGCCGUGUCCCUGGCCAUGGCGCUGCGGGAGGCAGCACAGCGCACUGCCGCCGAGGUGGACGAGCGGGAGGCGGGUAUUCUCCGACCGGGGGCCGCCUCCGCCUCGCACCACGGCUCGCCGCUGCGUUCCUCCGGCCUCGGCGGCCGCCUUGUCACUCAGUCAAGCAGCCUGCUGCAACCCAACGCCAGCGGCGGCGGCGCCACUGGCGACGGCACCGGCAGCCUGCUCGCCAGCUCCCUCCCUUCCGGGGUCCAGGCCGCCAUAGCCCAGGCUACCUCCCUGCCCAACGCCGUCAACGUCAACCUCGCCAGCUCCUCCGCAUUCGUCUCCAAGCUCCGCAGGCCGGGUGCGCGCCGCAGCACCCGCCCACGCGACCUGGCGGGGUUGCUCCGGAACCGCCGUCCCAGUGGUGGCGGCUUGGUUAGUUUCGCGGCGCCGCUGGACGACACGCCGCCGGGUCACGAGCGCUCGUCCACCCACGUGGGCAGCAUCUCCAGCGCCGGAACUGGAAUGAUCCGGCCCCUUCCGCUGAUCUCCCAGGAUGGCUCUUACGCGGCGCUGCAUGUGGGCAGUACCGUUGACGGCGGCUCCGGCGGCUGCGGCAGUACGGACGUGCUGACGCAGGAGGACGAGCUGGAUCUGCGUAUGUCCUGGCCGAGCUUCACCACCGACCAGUUCGCGGACAGCGAUGUGGACUCCGCUGCCGGGGUGGAGACCAGCGGGGGCUCGGCGACCGGCAGUCGCCAGGUCAGUCCCAACCGCGGCCGCAGCCCGCCGCAUGGCCUGCACCGCCUGAGGGGAGGGACAGCGGGAGGAACAGGCCAAGGCACCAGCACCGGGGGAGGAAGCGGAAGCGGCGGCGGCGCCAGCCGCGGCGCCAGCCGGGGGGACGGCGGCGGCGGUGACGAACCAACCACCGUCAUUAGCCUGUCGGGACUGCCGCACCCCGCUCUGGAGUUAGCCCUGGCACAGACGGCCAGCGGCGGUGGCGGCGACGGGAUUUCGGACGAGCCCUCGUCCCGGCCGUCGCAAAGCUACAGCCAGGUAGCAGAUAUAUUCCGGACGCUGAAGACCCCGGAGGGGCCGCUGCCGCUGCCACCACCGCCGCCGCCGGAAGGCGGCCUCACGGACGAAUCAGACCGGGAGGCUGGCGGCGGCGGCAGCGGUGGCGGCGGCUUCGCGGGCGCUGCCGCCGAGGCGGCGGCUGCCAUUGGCACGUCGCCACGGCACGGCGAUAGCAGCGGCGGGGGAGCCGCCGCCGGCGGCGGAGCCGCCCCCGGUGGCGGGUUUUGCCGCAUCCCCCACGGCCGUAUGUUACGUCGGGGUCGUUCCACGCUGAGUGGUGUGCCGGUGGCGUUCGGAUCGGGAACGGCGCGGCGGACGUUUCUGGAUGCGGCGGCGGCGGCGGCGGCAGAUGACGCGGACGGCGGCCGCGGCAGAGGCUGGAGGUCGUCGCCAGGUCGUAGCGCCAGCAGCGGUGGCGGUGGUGACGGUAGUGCGGAGGGCCGCCAGGGGCUGUCGUACAACCGCUUGCAACCCUCCCGCAGGGGCCGGCUGGACGACCCCCUCUCCACCGCGGACGGGUCGGACUACAGCUCCGGCAGUAGCCCCGACCGGCCCCGCUCCCGCCUGAUGGUCAGGUCCAUGUCCGGGGGCCCCCUGCACCGCGGACCUCCCUCGCCCCUGGGGCCGGGGGGAGGGAGCGGCAGCCUCAUGAUGAUACAACACAGCGACAGCGGGCGCCCGGUGUCCCGCACACAUGCACACAUGCAUGCCGACGCACCCUCCGCCUGUGCCUGUUGGCUCCCCCCCUCGCAGCCCCCACUCCCAGCGCCCCGACUCCGCGGACUCCAACUCGGUGAUCGGCUCCGUGAACAGACUGGUGCUCACCAAGCACGCACUGGCGACAAGUAUCUGGAGGAGAUGAUGGGACCCUCCAUCAUGUCGCUGGUAUUGGCCUGGGAGCCGCAACUCAAGGCGCUGUUCAGGAUCUACGGCAAGGACGAGUCCAAGCAGACCACCGGUCGGCCCCCCGGCUCCCUCCGCCCGGCCACCUCGGGCCGCAGUCGGGGCAGGUCGCUCUCCAGAGCCAGGUCCAACAGCCCCUCAAGACCUAGUACGGCAAAGAGUCCCCGGGCCAGGUCCCCGGGUGGCAAGUCCGCCAGCAGCAGCCGCCAGGGCAGCGGCUCAGACAGCCCCGACGGGGGCCGGAGCAGCUUCAACCGCAUCACCAUGUCCUUCGUGCAGUUCCUGCAGCUGUGCCAGGACCGCAAGAUCAUCCCCGCACUCAUACAGCCGGCCGGUCUCGAGGAGAUCUUCCGGAGGGUCAACUUCAUCGACGGAGUGGAGAGCUACAUCCGGAACAUGGCCUACCCCCAGUUCGUGGACGCCGUGUGCCUGACCGCCAUGACCAUCUACCACCACCCCCGCUACAAGGAGCAGGCCAUGACGGUGGAAGACAUGCUGGAGACGUUCUUCUCGCAGCUGUGUGCCCUGAAGCGGGCGAGGACCAAGGCCACCAACAUGGGGGGCAUGGAGAGUGCAGCCGCAGCCGCUGCAGCCGCCGCCCGGGGUGCGGGGGCCGUGGAGAACCCCUACGCCCAGUGGUGGUCACUGCGCUUCGAGGCAGCCGCUCCGGAACCGGGGGAACACGUGCCCGACUGGUCGUACCUCUCGUCCAGCGAUUACGCACCCGUACUGCUGCAGGAUCUGGUGGUUCCUCCGCCCCCGGUUCCGGACCAAAUAGCUCGGAUGCUGGCCAGGGCGGCGGUGCUGCACAACAGGGGGGACUGCCCGGCGGCGCUGUCGGAGUACGACAAGGCGGCGGCGGCGUGGCGGGCGGCCAUGUCGGGUGGCGGCCACCUGCCGCUGGGUGCGAGCCUGACGCUGACCCCUGAACAGGAGAUCUACUUGUGUCUGGUACGUGCAAGUGUGCUCAUGAGCUGCGGACGGGACAACUCGGCCUUGCUGCUGUACGACACCGCCGAGCAGCACCUCAGCCGUCUCCCCCAGGGUCACCCCGCCGAGCCCCUGCUUCACGGCUGCCGGGGUCACCUGCUGUACCACAUGGGGCGACUGCAGGACGCGUUUGAGAGGCUGGUGCAUGCCAAGGUCCUCCGCGAGCAGCACCCCGACAUGGGGUCGCACCACGUGGACACCGCCCUGGCCCACCACAACCUGGCCUGCUGCCUGGACCGACUGGGCAAGACCCACCUGGCCCUCAGGCUGCUGGCGGGGGCGGUGGAGACGUUCCGGGUGGUGCUGGGGGGCAGCCACCCGCGGACCCUCACGGCCGCCAGGAACAUGGGCCACAUGCAGCACCGCCUGUUCAAACUGGACCUGAGGUACCGCUCCGUGGCGCAGCCGCUCAAGAUGCCCGCCAAGGAGCGGCUGGCGGCGUUCCAGCUGAGAGUGCAUGGCGGCGGAGGCAGAGCCAGUGGCACAUCAGGCGAUGCUUACGGCAUGCUGAUCUCGUCGGAGGCGGCUACCGGCAGUGCGUCGUACUCCCGGGGUCGCAACGGCGUCAAGUACUUCCGCAGCCGUCACGAUAUGGAUUACCUGGGAGGGGGGCUCCAUAAGGCCCACCCGGAGGUGGUGGCGACGUACGAGGCGCUCAAGGCCGACAUCGCGGCGCACGCCACAGGUGCCGUACAUUCGCAUGUGCCGGAGGGUGUGGUGGUGGUGCAGCGUGGUUCUGGCGGCGCAGGCGCGGGUGAUGCGGGAGCCGCGUCGCGCCAGAACGCGGCAGAGGAGGUGCCCGGGCCGAUGCGUGCGUUCCGCGGAGGCGUGUACGACAGGACGUUGGCGCCGCGCAAGCUCAAGGUCGAGCGUCGGUACGGGCUGCUGCCGCCGCCGCCACCCGCUCCGCCGCCGCCGGAGACCCCCGGCCGCGAGCGCGGUCUGCAGAUGCGGCGCGCCAACGUGUUGGCUGCUGCGAUGCUUGAGGAGCUGAACGCCCGGCUGACGGGCUACACGCAUCAGCCCACACUGACGAUGGUGGACAGGUUGGCGGAUGUGCUCACGGGACUGCCGGCGUCGCCGCAGGGGCCGAGGCCCAAGAGCGGCCGGACGGCAGGCGCGGGCGGGGGAGGCUGGGGUUUGGAUAGCAAGAGUCCGGCCCAGGUUGCGGCACCAGAACCGGCUACACUCCAAUCGGGCUUGCGGGGUCGGCCCAAACUGAUCCACCUCCGCGCCACCAGCUCCAGGUUGGCCUCGUUCAUACUGCCAGCAGGCGACGAAGAAGUUCAGUACGUGUUGCUGGACCUUCCUCGGGACGUGGCCGUUUGGCUGAACCCGGGUGAAAAGCUCGUCAUCCAGGCGUUGGAUAGUGAUGCACCAGUCAUUAGGCUCCAGAACGGUAUCGUGCUGCAAGGCAAAUACGAGGAGCACCUGGGGGAUAUCCUCCUCCUGGAUAAGGAAAUUGCGGCUGCCGCGACCCAGCAAGAAACACAGGAGCCUGGCACGGGGGAGGCGGCAUCCGGACAGGAGCAACAGCAGGAGCCCGGGGGGGAAGCUCCGCGACGGCAGCAGCCACAGACGCCGUCGCGUGCACAACAACAACAACAACAACAACAACAACAACAACAACAACAACAACAACAACAACAACAACAACAACAACAACAACAGCAGGCAUCGCAGCAGCAGCCAUGCACUGUCCGGAUACGGGGCCAGACGGACAAAGUGUUGACUUUCAAGCGUGUGAUGUCUCCUGCGUAA
This is a messenger RNA of Volvox carteri f. nagariensis, 11172 nucleotides long. RefSeq lists its product as uncharacterized. The record is from RefSeq and is a predicted model, not a curated record. The coding region runs from base 1 to 11172 and encodes 3723 amino acids. Gene Ontology annotation, molecular function: guanyl-nucleotide exchange factor activity; protein binding. The transcript is spliced from 41 exons. NCBI's taxonomy places the organism in Eukaryota, Viridiplantae, Chlorophyta, Chlorophyceae, Chlamydomonadales, Volvocaceae. Gene Ontology annotation, cellular component: cytoplasm.